AUGAAAGCCUUGUUGUCUUCUUUGAUUGCAAAACGUCAAUACUACUGGACAAGCAAUCCAGUUGGGAAUAUCUCAAGUGGCCAAGUACUUCAGUACGAAAGAGCUGCUCGCUUUGUUGAAAACGGGUGUAAGUAUGAAGAAUACCAAAGUUAUAUGAAAAUAGAUGGAGGUAAAUCAUAUAAAAUCACUGGCAAAGAUGAGCGCAGGGAAUCAAAUCAGUUUUCACUUACUCUGUUCUGCCUUGCUAAUGGCGUUGAUGUGUUUGUAUACCCCAAAAAGAUACAUCACAUUGCCCAACAUCUUGAGCUUCCCAGAGUGAAAGCAAAUGGGAAAGUGUUCAUUUUGCCUACUUAUCAUGCUGCAAUGUUUCUUGGUGAUAGUGACGGAGAGGGGAUGGGUCUUGCAAUGUAUUUCAAAGUUUCUAAGAAUUUUGAUAAAGACUUCUCUCCUCAAUUCCAAGACAGCAUCAAGAAAAUGGUUGACAAUGAGAUGGAAAAAGUUAAAGGAUUCGCAAAGGGCUCCACUACACCUUUUAGAGAAAGAUUAAAGAUCUUGGCUAGGGUGGUAAAUCCUGAGGAUCUCAAUCGAAGUUCUGUUGAGAAGAAGCUUGUACAUGCAUAUAAUGACAAACCAGUUCUUUCAUGCCCCCAGCACAAGUUUUACAUGAGUCUAACCGCGUGGCUAUACUUUUAA
Messenger RNA from Prunus armeniaca (apricot), 693 nucleotides. Lineage: Eukaryota; Viridiplantae; Streptophyta; Magnoliopsida; Rosales; Rosaceae. The record is from the annotation of a GenBank genome assembly.